GUGAUGGCAUCCUUUGAGGUUGUACAUCACAGGUGUUCUGUGGCAGGUGUUUAUAAACGUCUUGAUUGCAUUACUAGAAAUUUUCUUUGUAAGUAGCCUUCAUUAUUAUUAUUUUUUUAAUAUGCACUUAAGCAGUUAGUCCUGGUGACAAACAGUAAAAGCUUUUGCCCUGGGGUGUGUGGCUGAGAUGACAGUGCAGCCCUCAGUUGACUGAUUCAGUUGCUCAAAGCCAUGUUGGAAUAUGAGGUAGAAGUACUAAUUAGUUUGCUGAGUGGCCGUUCUUGGUGCCUGGGGCAGGGUGGUGCUGAGCCAGCCAGCAGGGUGCUCAGUCCCACCCAGAGGCUGCAGUGUCUUCUACCACCUGCUCUGCAUAACCAUCUCAAAGCUCCUGCGUGGUGUUGGUGGGGACUCUUCCUUCACAAGAUUGAUUUGGAUACCAUUGAUGUCAGCAAUCUCAACAGGCAGUUUUUGUUUCAAAAGAAACAUGUUGGAAGAUCAAAAUCACAGGUUGCCAAGGAAAGCGUGUUACAGUUUUAUCCAGAAGCUAAUAUUAUAGCUUACCAUGAUAGCAUCAUGAACCCUGACUAUAACGUAGAGUUCUUCCGCCAGUUUACGUUGGUUAUGAAUGCUCUGGAUAACAGAGCUGCCCGUAACCACGUGAACAGGAUGUGUCUGGCUGCUGAUGUUCCUCUUAUAGAGAGUGGAACUGCAGGCUACCUUGGACAAGUAACAGUUAUUAAAAAGGGAGUGACAGAAUGUUAUGAAUGCCAUCCUAAACCAACUCAGAAGACUUUUCCAGGCUGCACAAUCCGAAAUACGCCAUCGGAGCCGAUCCAUUGCAUUGUGUGGGCUAAGUAUUUGUUCAACCAGUUGUUUGGAGAAGAAGAUGCUGAUCAAGAAGUCUCUCCUGACAGAGCUGAUCCUGAAGCUGCCUGGGAGCCAGCAGAAGCAGAAGCCAGAGCACGAGCAUCCAAUGAAGAUGGUGAGAUUAAACGUGUUUCAACUAAGGAGUGGGCUAAAUCAACUGGAUACGAUCCAGUUAAACUUUUUACUAAGCUUUUCAAGGAUGACAUUAGAUAUCUGCUGACAAUGGAUAAGCUGUGGAGGAAAAGAAAGCCUCCAGUGCCACUGGACUGGGCUGAGGUACAGAACCAAGAGAAAAACGUAUCUGACCAACAAAAUGAAUCCUCUGCAGUCUUGAAGGAUCAGCAGGUUCUGGAUGUCAAGAGCUACGCACACUUGUUCUCAAAGAGCGUUGAAACCCUGAGACUUCACCUGGCUGAGAAGGGUGACGGAGCAGAGCUUAUAUGGGACAAGGAUGACCCUUCUGCAAUGGAUUUUGUCACUUCUGCUGCCAACCUCAGGAUGCAUGUUUUCAGUAUGAAUAUGAAGAGCAGAUUUGAUAUCAAGUCAAUGGCAGGAAAUAUUAUCCCAGCUAUAGCUACUACUAAUGCGGUAAUAGCUGGUCUGAUAGUGCUGGAGGGGCUGAAGAUUUUAUCGGGGAAAAUAGAUCAGUGUAGAACGAUUUUUCUGAACAAGCAGCCAAAUCCCAGAAAGAAGCUACUGGUUCCCUGUGCUUUGGAUCCACCAAACCCUAACUGUUAUGUCUGUGCGAGCAAGCCAGAAGUGACUGUGAAACUCAAUGUACACAAAGUUACUGUGUUAACACUCCAGGAUAAGAUAGUGAAAGAAAAAUUUGCUAUGGUAGCACCGGAUGUACAAAUAGAUGAUGGAAAAGGAACGAUUCUCAUCUCUUCAGAAGAAGGAGAGACGGAAGCAAAUAACCACAGGAAAUUAUCAGACUUUGGAAUUCGAAACGGCACUCGACUCCAGGCGGAUGACUUCCUGCAGGACUAUACGCUGUUAAUCAACGUGCUGCACAGCGAAGACCUAGAAAAAGAUGUAGAAUUUGAAGUUGUUGGUGAUAGCCCUGAAAAAGUUGGCCCCAAACCAUCAGAACCAGCAUCCAAGAACAUUACCAAUGGUAGCGACGACGGAGCGCAACCCUCAACAUCAACAGCUCCAGAUCAAGACGAUCUAUUGAUCAUUGAUUCUGAAGACGAAGGUACUUCAAGCAACGCAGAUGAGGAUAUGGAAAAUAAAGGCCUCAAGAGAAAACUAGAAGAUAAAGAGUGUGUUGGUACAAAGAGAGCACGUACUGAGCAGAUGGAAGAGCAAGAUGAAAUCAUAGCAUUAGACUGAACACGCGAACACCCCUUGACAAAACGAUUCAGAUAAAGUAAUACAGUAACAGCAUAUUAUGUUGGGAUGUGAAAAAUGUCCAGAACUAGACUUACUGUAAGGCCUUUGUUCCAAGUGAAUACCAAACCAAUGGCUUAAAUAAUUUGUGUCUGUUUCUCUUGAUGAUAAAGCUCUCGAUAGACUCUUUUCAGAAGUUUUUCCAUAUUAAUUCCAUAUAUUAAAUGUAGUAGAAACAUAGUUUAUAAAUACUUACAGAUAAGUAUUUGCUUAAACAGUCAUGAAACAAGCAUGUUAUUGUGUAAAUACCUUUUAGGUAUAAUUCAAUAGGACAAAGAAAAAAGCCUACUCUCGUAGGUAAAGGGUCAUUGUCUGAUGCCCAGAUUUUAAGCAACUACUUUUUUUUUUUUUGCUUCAAGAAAAAUAUUUUUAGCCUAGUCCUACACAUUUUUCACACCCUGAACAAGUAAAGAAAAAAAUUCAAUAAAGCAAAUUAGUGCCAUGUUUUAACAGUGUUCUUGAGCUUCAACUGGCACUAUGUACAUUACUGUAAAACUGUUAAUUUACUCAAGUUUUUCAGCUCGUACUGCCUGGUAUGUCAAUGUAAGAAGCAAAUUUUUGUGUAUUGUUACAGUUUCAGGUUAUUUAUAUUUGAUGUUUUGUAAACUCAGAUACUACUACUAUACUGUACAUCUGAUGGACCAAAUAAAUGACAUCUGAAUACUUGCUAUAUUUGCUUGCACAGUCCAAGUUUAUGCUGACUUAUGGGAUUUUACAAUGUAUAGCCUUCAAAAAUUACUGUAUUAUUUUCAUUUUUCUAAACAUAACCUAGUAGUACAGAACUUAAGCUUCACUUGUUUGAGGUGAAAGGGGAAUUUUUUUAAUAAAACUUUUGUGAAUGUC
Messenger RNA from Calidris pugnax (ruff), 3102 nucleotides. RefSeq names its product ubiquitin-like modifier activating enzyme 2 (gene UBA2). Gene Ontology annotation, biological process: protein sumoylation. The transcript has 17 exons. Lineage: Eukaryota; Metazoa; Chordata; Aves; Charadriiformes; Scolopacidae. Gene Ontology annotation, cellular component: SUMO activating enzyme complex; cytoplasm. Bases 232 to 2202 code for a protein of 656 amino acids. Gene Ontology annotation, molecular function: SUMO activating enzyme activity. The record is from RefSeq and is a predicted model, not a curated record.